CGCCAGCCCGGCUCGGGCUCGGGCUCGGGCUCGGGCUCGGGCUCGGGCUCGGGCUCGGGCUCGGGCUCGGCGCCGCCGCAGGCCCACGCAGCGCAGCGCAGCGCAGCGCAGCGCCGACACUGCGGCGGGGGCGGCGGCGGCGGCGGCGGAGCGCGCAGGCGGCGCCGGGCCCCGGCGGGCUGCGCGGGGCUGCGCGGCGGCGGCGCCGCCCCUCCGCCGCCCCCGCCCCCUGCGCCCGCGGCGCGGCGCGGCUCGGCGCGGCGGCUCCGCACUGCCGGCAGGGCUAUGGCUGCGGAGGAGGUGCUGCAGAGCGCCGACCACUACAAGAGCGAGAUCGAGCGGCUGACCCGCGAGCUCUCGGAGACGACCCACGAGAAGAUCCAGGCGGCGGAGUAUGGGCUGGUGGUGCUGGAGGAGAAGCUCACCCUCAAGCAGCAGUACGACGAGCUGGAGGCGGAGUAUGACGGCCUCAAGCAGGAGCUGGAGCAGCUCAAGGAGGCAUUUGGACAAUCCUUCUCAAUUCACCGCAAAGUGGCUGAAGAUGGUGAAACACGUGAAGAGACUCUCCUCCAGGAGUCUGCAUCAAAGGAAGCUUAUUACCUAGGGAAGAUUUUGGAGAUGCAGAAUGAGCUGAAACAGAGCAGGGCAGUGGUCACCAACGUGCAGGCAGAGAAUGAGAGACUCACUGCUAUCGUCCAGGAUUUGAAAGAGAAUAACGAAAUGGUGGAACUACAGAGGAUACGAAUGAAAGACGAAAUUCGAGAAUACAAGUUUCGAGAGGCGAGACUUCUCCAGGACUACACUGAACUUGAAGAAGAAAAUAUCACUUUACAGAAACUGGUGUCCACACUGAAACAGAAUCAAGUUGAAUAUGAAGGCUUAAAGCAUGAGAUUAAACGCUUUGAGGAGGAGACAGUAUUGCUUAAUAGUCAGCUAGAAGAUGCCAUCCGGUUGAAGGAGAUUGCUGAGCAUCAGCUGGAGGAAGCCCUGGAAACUUUAAAAAAUGAAAGGGAGCAAAAGAACAAUCUGAGGAAGGAACUCUCCCAGUAUAUCAACCUCAGUGAUAGUAUGUAUAAUAACCAUAUUAAUAUAUCAGUAGAUGGAUUGAAGUUUGCAGAGGAUGGGAGCGAGCCCAACAAUGACGACAAAAUGAAUGGACAUAUCCAUGGGCCUCUUGUGAAACUCAACGGUGACUUCCGAACUCCCGCAGUUAGGAAAGGGGAAUCUCUGCAUCCAGUCUCGGACCUCUUCAGUGAGCUCAACAUAUCAGAAAUACAGAAGCUGAAGCAGCAACUCAUGCAGGUGGAAAGAGAGAAGGCUAUUCUCCUGGCCAAUCUUCAGGAGUCUCAGACGCAGCUGGAGCACACCAAGGGAGCCCUGACUGAGCAACAUGAGCGAGUCCACAGGCUCACAGAGCAUGUCAAUGCCAUGAGGGGGCUGCAGAGCAAUAAGGAGCUGAAAGCAGAGCUUGACUGUGAGAAGGGCCGAGACCCUGGGGAGGAAGCACAUGACUAUGAAGUGGACAUCAAUGGCUUGGAGAUCCUAGAAUGUAAAUACAAAGUAGCAGUUACUGAGGUGAUCGACCUUAAAGCUGAAAUCAAAGCCUUAAAGGAGAAAUAUAAUAAAUAUGUGGAAAACUACACUGAAGAGAAGGCCAAAUAUGAGAGCAGAAUCCAGACGUACAAUGAGCAGGUGACAAACCUGGAGAAAUCAACCAAGGAAAGCCAGGAAAAAAUGGUCCACAUGGAGAAGGAAUUACAAAGGAUGACAAGCAUAGCAAACGAAAACCAUAAUACCCUCAACACCGCCCAGGACGAGCUGGUGACCUUUAGCGAGGAGCUGGCUCAGCUCUACCAUCAUGUCUGCCUGUGCAACAACGAGACACCAAACAGGGUCAUGUUGGACUAUUACAGGCAAAGCAGAGUCACUCGUAGCGGAAGCCUGAAGGGACCGGAUGACCCUCGAGGUCUCCUUUCCCCACGGCUCGCCAGAAGGGGAAUGGCAUCGCCAGUAGAAGCCAGGACCCCGACCGAACAGGUGACAAAAGAGGGCACAGAGCCUGGCAAGGAGCAGAGCCCAACAAAAACACCUACAAUUUCUCCUGUCAUCACAGCCCCACCUUCUUCCCCAGUCUCCGAUACUAGUGACAUUCGCAAAGAGCCGAUGAACAUCUACAACCUCAAUGCCAUAAUAAGGGACCAAAUCAAGCACUUGCAGAAGGCUGUAGAUCGGUCACUGCAGCUGUCUCGCCAGCGCGCAGCAGCUCGGGAGCUGGCGCCCAUGAUUGACAAAGACAAGGAGGCCUUAAUGGAAGAGAUACUGAAACUGAAAUCACUCCUGAGUACAAAGCGGGAGCAGAUAGCAACCCUGAGGGCAGUGCUGAAAGCCAACAAGCAGACAGCUGAAGUGGCAUUAGCCAAUUUGAAGAAUAAAUACGAAAAUGAGAAAGCAAUGGUGACUGAAACCAUGACCAAACUACGAAAUGAACUGAAGGCUUUGAAGGAAGAUGCAGCAACCUUCUCAUCCUUGCGAGCAAUGUUUGCAACCAGGUGUGAUGAGUACGUCACGCAGCUGGAUGAGAUGCAAAGGCAGCUAGCAGCUGCAGAGGAUGAGAAGAAGACCCUAAACUCUCUGUUGCGCAUGGCUAUCCAGCAAAAGCUUGCCCUCACCCAGCGACUGGAGGAUUUAGAGUUCGACCAUGAGCAGUCCCGACGCAGCAAAGGCAAGCUUGGAAAGAGCAAGAUCGGCAGCCCUAAAGUAAGUGAGGAGGCAUCAGCCACCGUGCCAACCAUAGACACUUUCCUCCUGCAUAGUCAGGGCCCACAGCAACCAAACUUACUGGUCAGCAGUGGCACUCAGAGGAAAAGACUAUUCUCACCUUCCCUUUGUGAUCAGAGCCAUCCCAGGACUUCAGGGACCUACCUACAGAAAUUAUUAAGAGCCCCCCCUCAUCCUGCCUCCACAGAAUCAUAUCUUCUGAGGGGCCCCCCUUCCAUGAGUGAAUUCAUCCAUGGGCACCGUCUCAACAAGGAAAAAAGGUUAACCGUGGCCACACCAGCAGGGUUUUUAAAAUCGGGUGUUUUAACUGAAUGUGGCGCUCUUCCCAAAAAUGAUUGUCAGCAGCCUGCUGCCUCCAUACCGCCACACGGCUCACAACUAGCCAGGGGGCCAGAUUGCCAGACUGUCAGUCCUAAUGCUCUUCCAGAAGAGCAGCCACAUUCCAGCUCUCAGUGUGCCCCUCUCAACUGUCUCUCUAAGCCUCCUCCUUACCCCUAAUCUUCAUAUGCAACAUAAGAGAAAACACAAACAGAGCGGAGUUGAUGCAACAAGGGGUCGGGUUGUUCCCAGCGAGCCGGCAGACAGUCCUGCCUUGUUGCUGCGUUGACAAGCCUGGAUUCAAAUCCACUGUUCUGGCAGCAGAGGGAAGGUUGAGAAGAAGAACACAAAGCACAGAGCCCAACCUAUCAAGAAGACUUUUUAUGGUUCCUCUGAUUGUAUCCAAACUUUGCUAUCACAAUUACGGUGUAGUGAAAUUUAACAUCCCGACAAAAUGUUCCUCCCAGCUGCUUGGCUUUACCUCUGGAAUACUGAGAGACUUAAGCCAAUAUUUAAAAAAGUAUGUUACAAAAAUCCUACCCUCCCAUUCUGUAAGUUCAGCCAUAGGAACCAGUUCAGAUUUCUUUUUGUCAUUAAGGGUGUGGUAUUUAUUUCUUACUUUAUUUGCAUCAUAAUUUUGUGUUUAUAAAAUACAGUCUUUUUGAGAGAGUUGUAUUUAAUUCAUUUUAUUUUUUUAAAAAAAACAAGCAGAAAUAGCUUAAGUGAAGAAUGACUGAGUUAAUAUUAAAAAAAAAAAAAAAAGAAGUGUUGCAUUGGCCAGCAUAUGGCCAAUUUGUAUUGCACAAAAACGUUGGAAAUGGGUUGAAUUGGAAAGUUAACAAUGACUGUAUAUUUUGCUGCUGCACUGAUAUUGUUUAUGCACUUAUUUUCUAAUUCCUAUUACGCUAGCUUCUGGUUUUGUUGUAGCUCUUCACUGAAAGAUAAUUAUUAAGCCUAAGAAGGAGAUGAAAGGAUGGUGUAUUGAUUUGUUUUCAACUGUUUGCUUGCAUCGUAAUUACAUUUUUGCAUUUCAGACAAGUAGAUGAAUUGGUGCUGUUUUUUGGGUUACUUUCUAUUUGGUACCUGAGGAAGAAUAUCUAAAACAAGUAAAAUGUUGUGUGCUAAUUAAAAACAUUCUUUCCUCCUGCUCCCGUAUUCAGGAUACUAGCUCGAGGCCUUACCGUGAAAGGCUAAUAUGAAUGGCGAAGUUGUAUGCAUUUUGUGUGAAGUAUUCUGUGGUGAAAUAACUCCCGCAGGUGAGGUUAACGGUGUGGAUCAACGUUAGUAGGAUUUUACUGUAGUGCAUUUUUUCCUUGCCAAAAAUUGACAGAUACCGAACCUUAGCUCAUGUCAGUUUAUGACAAAUACUCAGGUGAUCUGCGCUACACAGAUUCUAUUGCAACAGUGCACAGUGUUCCUAGUUAAAGAUUCUUUCCUGCAAAAGCUGAACAGAUUUUUUUUUUUUUAAAGGGUGGAUUUCAGAACAAAAUCAAGGAUCGCAGAGUUUAUUUUGCACAAUACCUGACAGCAAGGCUAGUGGCUAAGCAAGAUGUAAUGUUUUAGCAUCUGUGGGCUUCCCAUCUGGUUAUCAAAUAGAAAAGAAGUCCUCAGUACUGCCCACUUGCUGGUAAUUAGCACACUCCUUGCUCUUUGUCAGGUGGCCUUAAUUUCUUUACAGAUGAAAGGCUUAGGUUUUUCCACAUCACUCUGUUCCUUCUCUGCAGCAUAAGUAUGAUCUACAAGCUCAAAAGACAGUACAGCCUAAAGUGCAGAGCAGUUGAAAAAAAUUGCUGCAGAGACAGUUGGAGUAAUUCCUUUAUAUUUUUGUCUGUAUCUGAGAAAACAAACUCAGUCGUCUGUUAUUAACAGUGCUAACCAAAUGUUAUGAUACACAGAGCAUCAGCAGAGGAAAGAAUCCGUGACCAAUCAGUGUGCCUAACUAUCAUUAUCACCGUAGUACCAGUAAUGAAGGUGCUGUAAAUAGAAGUACUCUAUGUAAUCAACAGUGUAUGUCAUGUAACCUUGGCAAAGCAGCUGAGCUAUUGUAACAAAACAUUCAGAGUCAGAGGUGGAGAAAAUAGCAGCAAACUGUUAUCAAAUUCUGAUCAGAUCAAACAGACAACACUUGGCAGUGUUUCUGCUUAGGUUUCUGUGCAGUUCACAUGAUUCUUGUAUACAUUUACAUAACUAUUUAGUAUCAUACUUAAUCUACAUGUUGUCUUGUCAUAGGAAAGUCAAGAAAAACUUGUUUAAGCUCUAUCAUAUUUUUGGCACUGAGAUUAGCUGCUAUUUUGAUUUUUACUAAAGAAACGUUUUGCCUGAGGCAAAUGUUGCCUUUAAAAAGCAUCUCCGAAUUCCUGACCUUGUCAGACUGCUGCAUUAAUACUCUACAGUGGUGAUGUCUUUGUCCAACAAAGACAGCUACUGUGUGUUGUUCAGUGGGAAAAGAAUUUGCAUUGCACAUUGAAUACAGUUACCGCAAGCUUUACUUGGAAUAUUUUUACCUAUUUUCGUAUCCAAACCAAAAAUUUUUCCCUCAAUUUAAAAGUUAAAUUGACCAGAAAUUCAGUGAAAUACAUUUCCUUUCUACAUAUGAAUUUAUUGCAAAAAUUAUUUGUAUUGAAACAUUUGUUUGGUAAUGUAUUUGUUUCCAAUUGUGAUUUGCAAAGCAACUUUGGCAAAUUGAAACAUUGUGCUGGUACGUCCAUGUGGAUCAAGAGUUAUAGAAUAGCAUCCAGUGGUUUAGAGAUUGUGGCCAUGUUUUAUAGAAAUCAGUGGGUUUAUUAAAUUUUUUAUUCUCUUAAGCUUUAAACUCUUCAUUUCUAAUUUUUCAAUUUAUAUUUCUUUAAUAAAACGUAAGUGUUGGAAAGUUAAGAGAACUAGAAACAAAGCAGCUUAAAUGUACAAUUGACUGUAGUUAUUGCAUUGUAAGUUAUAAAACUGUGUAGGUCCCCAGGACAGCUUUUGUCAGUUAAUCAGUACAAAAUAAAAUAUGUAUCUUGAACUUGAGAUGAUAAACUCUUCUUUAUUAUUUUAUGAUUGAUGACAUACAACUUUGUGAGAGAUUUCAUAGGAAGUAUUUACAUGCAGACAAAAAUGAACAAAAGCAUGUCUUUUUAAGAGUUGCAAAAUACUGUACUUCACGUAUUUAGAGUUAAUUUCCAAUGUGUUGAUACCUGUUUUGAUUUUUAAAGAUUAAAAAAAUAAGAAAAAAGAUGCAUAUAUUUUCUAAAGGUCAUAUUUACUUUAAAAUGCUGAAGUGUGUCCUACACAGGAAAGAAGUGAUUUUCAAAUCCUGCUUUGGCUUUCAUGCCUGCAAUGCAGCUUUUGUUCUCUAGGAGGGCCUUGACAUUUCUUUGGGUGUGGAAUAGUCUGUUCAGAUCUGGGGCAGUCUGUUUUGGGCUUUAUUUUCUCACACAAGGGAAGAAAGUAUUCCUUGUUCAGUGAAAUGAUCCACUUCUGGAAAUCCAGUUUAUAGGAAAUGUGUGAAAUAACGAAACAAAUGUAUAGAUUAAAAUAUAAGGGGAGAAGACGAUGAAUGAACAAGAAAUUGCAAAUUGUCAUAGUAUGGAAAAUAUUUUCUAUCAGUCAGAAGAUAAAUGGAGGCUUUCACAGAAAGAGGAAAUACUGUCAUUUCUCAUGCUAACCAUACAGAAGUUUCUGCCUUGUAGGUGGAGGUGAUAGUGAGAUUCUUUCUGCUUGAUCUGAUUGACAGGCUGGCAUCUCUGCGCUUGCUCCAUCCAAAUUUUUCCCAGUAAAUUAAUCAUAGUUAUACUGUAGGGUUCAUAGAAUGAAGCUAUAAUUAAGGUAACGCUGCAAGUUUUAAUGCCAAGAUGAAUUUCAGUUUAUUUUCAAUUAAAAAGGAUUCUGAAAUUGUUUUAGUCAUUUGCCAUAUUUAAGUGUAAGCAAAAAGGAGAUUAUAUUAUGAAAUACAGUCUAGACCUCAUCUAUGAAGGCUGCUUAUGAUAAUUAUGUUGCAAAUGCUUAAGUACAGCUGUUAGGAAAGUGGAACACACUGGGGACGACCUCCACAAGUCUGGGCCCUUAUUUUGAUACCAAGCUUGUCACUCGGCGUGCAGCGCAGAAGUUGGUAGGAGUUGUGGUGCCUGUUCCAGUAUAGCUGGAUUGAGGUCAUCGCAGGGUACAGAUCAGAUCAGCCCCUUGGAGGUCUGUUUCCUUUCUCUGGCGGAAGAUGGACAUCCAUGGAGGUAUAGUGAACUUAUUUCUUUCUGUACUUCAGAAGUCUUUGUUUGAAAAUGGCAGGAGUGAUGUUUUACCUUUGAGGUAUGAUCAUUGCUAUAGUUACCUCUUAAAAAAUUACAGUCAUCACUUUUCUUCAGUUUUCUUUCUUUGUGUGUGCAGUGCAUCUGAAACGGAUAUACAGUAUUCAGACUUUUUUAACCAUUGAGAGUUGUUUUUUUUUUUUAAUAGAAUUAAGCACCUGUGGGAAAGAAACAAAAAAGCAAUUGCCUUUCGCCUUAAGGCACGAAAGCAUCUAAAUAUGCAAUGUAAAAUGCGUGCAUGAGAUUCUUAACAUCAUGUAGCUUUUCCAUAUCCAUGAUUAAACUAGAAAAUUCUUAUUUAUUGUGUGAUAUGCAUAUUCCUUGUGUUAGAAAGGCAAGAAGACUAUCACACAGAGUCUGUAUCUUUCAUUCUGAGAUGCAGGGCUUAAAUCCGUGUUGGAUUUUAAUCUGUUUCCUGUGGAGUUCUUGAAAAUCCCCUCCAUGAAAUCAAACAGCACCCAAGUGACAGACUGACAAGAGGUAAAGGAAAAAUCCUGUGUUCCAUGAACGGAGUUAAUGUGCAGGCAGACUCUGGGUGAUAGGGCCUUGUGUUUCAAAAAGUGUCUUUCUAUGAAGGUCUGUGUUGGUUUUGCUCAUCAUUAUUAGCUGUAGCAGAAACAGUGGAGAAGAGUGUAUGUUUUUUCUCAGCAUCAGUAAACUGAAUUAAAUAGACAGUUUUUUAAUAAAAGCUACGGUUGUUUUGAUUUCAAGAAUAUUUUGGAAAAUAAUGAACACGAGAGGUUGAUACAAGUUUCAAGUAGACUGGUUUGCUAGCUGAGCCGUUAUUUCAUCAGCUAUGAAGAAGAAAUAAGAGUAAUCUAGCUUUUAUUUUCCUAUUCACAGAUAUGGCCAUUUGGGUGCCAUGCCAGUGGAUAAAUUAAGUCCAUUUUAUUAGUUAUUGCCCUAUUGACUUAAGCCCUGUGGUUUGACUGUUAAAGGGUUAAUUAACUUGAUCCUUUGUAAACAAUUUAAAACAACGAAAACUGAUGUUUUGUGACUUUUGUAAUCUAUUGAAUGUUUCCAUUUGCAUGAUGUUCUGUAUCUAAUGAACCAUACAGAUUGCUGUGUUCCUUUCGGAAGAGUUUUCACAUUGGUGGUGUUUGUGGAAAAACACAAAUUUGUAUACUGUAUGUUUACUGCUGUAAUAACUCAGCUACUCCUGUGUUGAAUUGACAUUAUGUUGUCCUGCCUUCUUGGGGUUAAAUGAUGGAGUGUUUCUAGGUGGUGAAGAAUAUGAAAGUAUAUGUGUUCAUUUGCUAAAGACUGAAUAUUGGAAACUCUUCUUGUUGCUACUUUAUGCUAAAAGCAAAAAAGUUAAAUAAUUCUUGUUUCCAAAAAAUGCAUCAUUUGUUUUUAAAAUCGAAGUAAUUCCCAUGUUAACUCUUCCUUGUCCUUGUAGACAAUCUUAGGUUAAUGCCUUGUGAGGGAUUCAUAAAGUCUGUGCUUGUACAUGUGUAAUAUGAUCAUGCAGUCAAAUGGUUGGGAAAAACACUCUAGUGCUGAAGAAAAUAAUUAAAAGAAGCCAAUAUACUGAUUCUUACAUCUUUAUGUUCAAAUUAAAAUUACAGUGUAAUGCAUAACUGUUCCAGUGAAUAAACUGGCCAUUUUUGUUCAUUUAA
Molecule: messenger RNA, 8998 nt
Organism: Dromaius novaehollandiae (emu)
Lineage: Eukaryota; Metazoa; Chordata; Aves; Casuariiformes; Dromaiidae
Gene: BICD1
Product: BICD cargo adaptor 1
Exons: 11
Coding region: 286-3276 (996 amino acids)
Biological process (GO): positive regulation of receptor-mediated endocytosis
Molecular function (GO): dynein intermediate chain binding; dynein complex binding; cytoskeletal adaptor activity
Source: RefSeq, a predicted model, not a curated record